AUGGUGCUAGAUAAUCUGGAUUAUCCUCCAUUACCUGUUCGUUGGUUCCAUGCUGUGGACAUACCAUCAUGGGAUCCAUUAAAAACUCCAAAAACAAAUAAUUCAAGAACGUCCCCCCCUGUUGAGGAAAAGUCUCCUAUGAAAUGGAUUCCAUUUUCCAAACGUGAUUCAAACGCAUUAGAAACGGCUUUUAAACUUGGUAUACCUGGAAAAAAAGUUUGUUGUAAUGAAGAUUAUUUAUUUGAAGUUGAUUUAGAUAAUCGAGAAAUUAGUCCGAUUUACUGGGUCGAUGCGAUAUACCAAGUAGUAAGAGCUACAUGGUUUUAUCAAGGUGAUGGUAACAAUUAUAUUCCAUGCGAUGAAUAUUUAUCUAACCAGAUUGAAGAUGGUUACAUAGAACAUAAGGCUUGGCUUCCUGUUUCUGCUUCUGCUUCUAAUUCAAAUAAUGAAGCUAGCGGAUCUUCAAAUGAAAGAAGUUGUGAUGACUUGACCGGAAAAUUUACAAAAACUAUAUUUUCAAAAUUUACAAAAGGUGAACAUUUGGGUGGGAUACGUCUCUUAAGGGGAUAUCCUGAGAUUGAUGAAUAUGUGGAAUCAGAAGAAGAUGAUGAAAGGGUUAUUGAUCAUUUAAUUUUUUGUAUUCAUGGUAUUGGACAAAAAUUGAGCGAAAGGGAUGGUUCGGCUUCUUUUAUUAAUGAGAUAAAUAAAUUUAGACGAACUUUGAAAAAAAUAUAUGCGACAAACCCACCACCAGAAGCAAUUGUAAGAUUAGAAGAUCGCGAUAAAUAUCCAGAAUACGGCCUGCGUUAUUCUAAGAAAGGAAGUCAAUAUGGUAAUGGUAUACAAGUUAUACCAAUUCAUUGGAGGCAGGAUAUUAAGUUUGGAAUUGCAUCGGAAGAUGAACAAAUUCAACGAGACUUAAGUCUGGCCAUUAGUGAAGAAGGUCAACCUACUAUAGAUGAAAUCACCUUAGAUAGUGUUCCGAAUUUAAGAUUGUUAAUUUCUGAUGCAUUAGUAGAUGUAUUAUUAUACAUGACACCAAAAUUUAGAAAAAUGAUGUUAACUACUGUGACAAAUGAGAUGAAUCGAGUCUUUAACUUAUUUGUAGAUCGUAAUCCCAAUUUUUUAAAAAUUGGCGGCAAGAUUUCUAUUUAUGGUCAUUCUCUUGGCUCGUUAUUAGCUUUCGAUGUUUUAUGCCAUCAGCCACCAAUUGUUGGACCAUUUGGCGAAGAAUAUGAGGAAGAUUUAGCUUCUGUGUCCCUAAGUGAUAUUUCUAAUCCUUAUUAUCAUUCACAAGAUUCAAAAAUUAACGAAUCACAAGAAAGAUUUGAUCACAGUGAGAAUGUUACAAAAAAAAAGCAAAAACAACUAAAUAUAAAGUUGGAUUUCGAGGUUGAGAAUUUGUACGCAGUUGGUUCACCAAUUGGAUUAUUUCUACUGCUGAAAGGACUAAAGAUUGCAAGUAGAGAGUAUUAUGAUGCCAUUAGAAAGGUUUAUCAAUUAAAAAAUUGGUCAGAUAUUAGUUUGGGUAAUGAUGGUGAUGAUGUGCGAAAUGGUGAUGAACAGAUAAAUGAUGGUGAAAAGAUGGAAAAUAAAGGAAAUGAUGAUAAAAAGAUGGAAAAUAAAGGAAAUGAUGAUAAGAAAGAGCUUAACGAUGAACAAGAACAGAAUACGAAAAUGAUACAUAAAGAUCGUUCAAUUAGGGAUAGGGAUACAGAAAAUAUUAUGAUGUUGAUGCAAGAAUCUGUAACUUUGAUACCACUCUGUUAUCCAGCUUGUAGAAGCCUUUAUAAUGUCUUUCAUAAAGCUGAUCCAAUUGCAUUUCGAAUAGAACCUCUAGUAUCACGUCACUAUGGCACAAUCCUAAAGCCUGCUUUAAUCCCAUAUCACAAAGGUGGACUUAAAGCUGUACAAUUAGGAUUUCAAGAAUUUGGUUCAAACAUCUCGAAAACAACGACAAACAUACUUAGAUCUCUAAGCUUAUCAAAACCUCUGGAUGAAUCAGCGAACAAACGUAAGAAUAAUAAGCAAACUAGAGAGAAACAUUUUAUAGAGCGUGAAUUGCUUAAACGACAGCAAUUGAAAAAGAUAUAUUCGGAGGCAGGAUCUACUGUAAGUUUAAUAAGUGGUGGUGAUACAAGAAAUUCUAGUCGUAGCAGUUUAGUAAGUGUUAGUAGUGAUGGUCGAACUAGUAUAGAUACGGGAACAAGAAAUUCUAUUGAUGCAAGCUAUAUUAGUGAUGAGACAUCAGUUCGUAGAUAUAGUAUAGAUAGUAAUUUUGCUGUUUACGGUAAGGAAAGUCCUAGAGGGCUGUCAGUCGAAGCAAGGGAAAAAUUUUAUAUGUCUCAAGUUGAGCUAUCACCAACAACAAAUGAAAAGAAGGAACAAUUCUAUCAAGUGAAGACGCCAAGUUCACCAACAUUGAACGAAGAUGGGAAAAUAGAUCAUCAAAUUAGUGGUGAAGAAAAGUUGAAAAGUUUAAACAAAAGUGGAAGAAUCGAUUAUUGUUUACAGCAAGGGAUAUUGGACGUUGGUUACAUAUCCGCUAUAACAGAUCAUCUUAAUUACUGGACCGAUUGUGAUGCAGCUUACUUUAUUAUAAGAGAGACUUAUCAAAAUUAUAAUGAUGACGAUUAA
This is a messenger RNA of Dentiscutata erythropus, 2637 nucleotides long. NCBI's taxonomy places the organism in Eukaryota, Fungi, Glomeromycota, Glomeromycetes, Diversisporales, Gigasporaceae. The record is from the annotation of a GenBank genome assembly.